GCGCCCAAGAAGAAAGUGACCAGUUUUCGACAGUCCGCUGGCUGCACAGGUCAAAAACUCUUCCGUGAACAAUAAUCGCGUUAAACGCACGGCGGUGUUCGGGUCUCGUUGUUUCUUUUCAUUUUUUUUUUUUUUUUUAUCCCCGGUGUCGUCCAGACACGCGUGUUGUGUUCAACACCAAGUGUACCUGUACCGGUCGUCGGCCAAACGUUUGAACACAACAACAUUGGUAGUGCGAUAUGUUCCGUCUGCAUUCGUUUUAAAUAAAUAUUUCGUAUAAUUUUCUUAUAUUCUUGUAAGUUAUGCGUGCACCAAACGUUUAAGACCAAUUCGACAAAUCAUCGGAUCCAUCAUGUUCGGGCCAAAUCUACUGCUGCAAGUGUGCCUGCUGAUCGGGUUGACGGCUAACGGCGCGUUGGCCCUGAACAACAACAACGUCGACCGGACGCGGCUGCAGACGGCCGUCGGGCCCGCGCCGAAACCUCGUCAAAAGCACUCCGCGUGGGGAGGCCACGACUCGCGACUGCAGCAGCCCUGGAGGCACCACAACGACAAGUCACUAGCACCGGCGGUGCCACCGUACGCCGUCAAGAUGGAACCGGUGGUCCAUUACUCGGAACAGGACCCGCUGUACUCGGGCCCGGCGAACGCGUCCGCGAAAAUCGACUACGGCGGCCACGUGCCCGCCGCCGCCGCCGCCGACCUGGGCGUUGACUACGGUGCGCCCGUCCCUGGGCCGUACGGUGCCCCGUACCAGUCGGACUACUACAAGGAACCGGAACCGAUCAUCGAGAUCAUCAUCAAGGAGUCCAACGAGUCGCUGCCGGCACCGCCGGCGCCGCCGACGCCCGCGCCCGUGCCGCGACCGCCGAAGGAACCGGUCCAGGUGUUCUACGUCAAGUACAAGAAGAAUCCCAACUCUUACGGCGACAAGGAGGACAUCAUCUACGAGCGUCCGGUGCCCGCGCUCACGCCCAGCACCGAGGAGGUCGGUGAAUCCGAAACGGUGUACUCCACGGAACCGUCGCCGCCCCUUUACAACAGUUACGUGACCGGGCCACCGGCGCCCAGCACCACGUUCAGGACGAUCAUAAAACCCGACUCCGAGGUGUACCACGGCACCGGGCUGAAAGUCACGUUCGGCAAGUCGGAGGAGAGCUGGAGCCCGUCGCUGAACGAAGCGCAGAAGCGAGACUCCGUUAGCGAGGCCAGUAACCAUCAGAACAAAGUGAAAAAACACACCGACCAAGAGUACAAGCGAAGCUUUGUUCAACCCUCCCCGCAGCCGACGGACUAUCAACGAAAUAUCAACAAUUUCGAAGCUCCGCCGAUCAACAAUCAACCUCAGUUCAACGGCUUUAGCACUCCGAACCCGAACAAUGAACUUUUGCCGCAGCAGCAGUUUAGGAAACCAAAUCAACAGGUUCAAAACUAUUUCCGAGAAGACAGUCCUCGUCCGAAUUUCCAAGGCCAAAUACCUAUACUGAAUCAACAAUUGAAAUCUCAACAAAAUCAUUUCGAAGGGGCUGUCGAACAAAGACCGUUAGAGUUUAAAGACGGUUUUCGUAACCAACCGUUCGCUAAUCAGCCGAAUUAUCAACAAUUCAAUAACCAACCGAACAUUCAUCAACAAUUCACCAAUCAACCGUCGCACCAACAGCCAUUCAAUAACCAACCAAACCAUCAACAGUUGACCAAUCAGCAAAAUCAUCAACAGUUAAACAGCCAACAGUUCAACAAUCCGCAGUUCAAUAACCAACAGAGUCAUCAACAGUUUAACAGUCCACAGAACCACCAGCAUUUGAACAACCAACCGAAUCAUCAGCAAUUCAACAACCAACAAUUCGGUAACCAACCGAGACAACCGGAAUUCCAGUCGAGUGCUCCGCCGAGAAACCCGGGCAAUUUCCAGGAAAGGCCGGCGCAGAUCAAACUGAAUGGCGAAAGGCCGUUUUCGAACAAACCGUUCGAAACCCGUCUGCCGCAGAGCAAACCGUUCGAAAACCGACCGCCGCUGGACCGGCCUUUCGACAGCAGGCCGUUCGAGAGCCGCCCGGUUCCGGACAGACCGUUCGAAAGUCGGCCGGUGCACGACAACAGGCCUUUCGACAACCGCGGGCCGGUCCUCGGCAGACCCGUCGAAAACCGUCCCGUACACGACAGACCGUUGUUCGACAACAGGCAAAACCAAGGUCCGAUUAACUACAGCAACUACAGGCCCAAUAAGCCUCCGCCGCCGCAGAACAUACCGUUGAACCCGAACCCGUCGUUCGUGCCAAGCGACAGACGACCGACCGUCCCACCACCGCAACUCCCGUCCAACUACAACACUCUGCCGAUCAGUACGAAACAUACGCUUGAUUUGGCGUUCCCUUCGCAACAGCAGCAGCAACAACAACACCACCACCACCAACAACAACAACAACAACAACAACAACAACAACAACAACAACAACAGCAGCAGCAGCCCGCGGAAUCGCGUCCACUCAUCAACAUCCCGACGUUCCACCAACAGUCUAUCAAACAGCAGUUCACUGCAGACGUGAAACCUACGAUUUCGCAAUACCAACAGCAAACGGUGAAACAACAGCCGUUCGUCCCCGAAUUGAAACCGUCUCAAAUUCCGCAGAUCCAAAUCACUCCGUCAAACGGUUUCAAACUCGAACCCAAUCUGCAUCAGCAACCAGCGCAGUCCGGCCAGUUCGUCGAGACGUUCACCAGGUACCAGCCGACGCAAACGGAACAAAACUUCCGUACCGACGAAACCCCUUGGCAAGUAUCCACCCAACAGGGUUUGUUCAACCUCCGGUCGCAGGAUUACAAAGAGCAUAUAAGCGCGAGUACGAUUCAAAACGCAAUCGACACGACGAGCAAAUCUGCUCUGAGAACGACUGAAAAACCCGCGACGUUUUCGACGUCUCAGUACAAAGAGCGCAGCACUACCACACCGACUUCGACGGCGGUCCCUUUCAAGCCAACCACCACCGAAGCGGCUAAGAACGAGACCAAAAAGACAGAUUUCAAAAACAUCGCGUCCCUCCCGGACGAGGUACCCGACGAGUUAAGGGAACAACUCCUUUCCUCUGGAAUUCUAAGCAACGCCGACAUUCAAAUAUUAGACUAUGAUAAAGUAGGCGAUAUACCAAUUGAAAGUUUACCUCCCGAAGCUUUGGAAAAUCUAUACGGUCAAGGCAGCGAUCCAGUACCGUCGGUAGUUCUACCGCCGAACAAAGCUGAUGUUCAGAUGAAAAUCAUCAAGUACGACCCUACGACGGAAGAAGGGAAAAAAAUCGAAGAAAAGUACACUAACAGACCCAAGUCUCAGACUCUUGACCCGGUCGCUUUGAACGACACGGGAUAUAAUAGAUUUUUACCACUGGACAUUAACGGCACUCAUUUCCCGAUACCGGAUUCACCGUUACUCAAAAACAAAGCCAUCGGAAGUGUAGUGAUACUAUCACCUGUAGGAUACGAUCUGUCCGAUGAUCAGUCCCGUUCGUCCAGGAAUACCGCGGUUAAAGUGAAAGGAGUGCAUUUCGUUGUUGGCAAUAUUGUAAAAAAUUUAGUCAAAAAUCCAAGUAAAGAAAAUUUUGAAACCUGGUUGAAGAUAGAAAAAAAUACACCUUCAGAUGAACAGUCUGUUGUGCUUUUGGUCACUAAGCCGAGUGAUAAGGAAAUCGAAAAAGAAAUUUUUAUGUACGACGUGACACAUAAUAAGGUCAGCAAAUUGUCCGGUGAAUUAAGUAUGACUUUCGUGAACGUGGCCGAGUCGAACUCGCAGAGUCACGAUUUGGAUAACCUAUCGUCCGAAGAGGAGAUGGAUGUCGCAGUAUCUGGAAAUAGCACCAGCGAUGAAACUCCUAUCGUAUCCGGUUACAGCAAGACGAACAACUCCUCGGACUCAAUUGUUGCCACUGCCAAUAAUUAGACUGAUCUGUUAAACGUGUUAUUCUUAAAGUUUAAUUUAAACUUGUAUACUUUUUUUUAUUAUUAUUACAUUCCCCAACCCACAUUAAAAAAAGUUUAAUUAUUCGUCAAGUGGUAUUCGUAUACUUUUAAACGUCAUUAUGAAUCUAUAUGAAAUCGUACGGUUAAAAUAAUAUUAUAUUGAUGAUACACAUUUAAAUAUAAAUAUAAUACAAC
This is a messenger RNA of Sipha flava (yellow sugarcane aphid), 4143 nucleotides long. Its product is annotated as bromodomain-containing protein DDB_G0280777. The transcript has 4 exons. The record is from RefSeq and is a predicted model, not a curated record. NCBI's taxonomy places the organism in Eukaryota, Metazoa, Arthropoda, Insecta, Hemiptera, Aphididae. The coding region runs from base 353 to 3928 and encodes 1191 amino acids.